Naegleria fowleri is the source of this 756-nucleotide messenger RNA. RefSeq lists its product as uncharacterized. The transcript is spliced from 3 exons. The record is from RefSeq and is a predicted model, not a curated record. Lineage: Eukaryota; Heterolobosea; Eutetramitea; Acrasida; Naegleriidae. The coding region runs from base 1 to 756 and encodes 251 amino acids.
AUGUCAAGAAGAUUCAUUGUGGCAGUCUUGUUAUUUGCAUUAGUUGCUGUGGCAUUGGUGGCUCAACCAAAUGUUGCUAGCAGAGUGCUCGAUCGAGUGUUCUCCGAUAUGGAGAUUGAUGCGCUUGUGAACGAUGCAGUGAAUGAAUUGUCAGACGCAGAGGCUUUAUUGUCAUCAGGAGCUCAACUUGCCUCUACUACUUCUUUGAACGUGAGAUCUGGUCCUUGUACUGACAAGUCCAUUGUCACAACUUUGAGCGAGGGUCAAGUUGUCUCUUUCACAGGAACCUCAACAACUGCAUGUGGUCACACUUGGUAUGGAGUUCGUGGUAGUUUUGGUUCCGGUUAUGCUUCAAGCAAAUACCUCAGAGAAGUCAACUCUGGUGGAAAUUCUGGUAUUGAAGCUAUUCGAUCAAGAGCUGCGGAUUGGGCUGCUUCAAAGGUUGGCUCCUGCUAUUCCCAAGCACACAGAUAUGGAAAUCCUUGCUAUGACUGCUCAAGUUUGGUCUAUCUUGCUUACAAACAAGCUGGUAAAGAUGGACUUCCAUUGACCACUCGCAAUUAUCCAAAUCCAACAGUUAGAGAAAUUUCCUUCUCUCAAAUUGCUAAAGGUGAUAUUUUGUGGCGUGAAGGACAUGUUGGCAUGUACAUUGGAAACGGCCAAAUCGUUAACGCUGAGAAUGAAAAGAAUGGAGUUCGUAUCAGAGAUUAUCAAGCAAGCAAGGGCAGAUUCACCAAGGUUUAUCGUGUCGUUUAA